Molecule: messenger RNA, 3824 nt
Organism: Mus musculus (house mouse)
Lineage: Eukaryota; Metazoa; Chordata; Mammalia; Rodentia; Muridae
Gene: Skint6
Product: selection and upkeep of intraepithelial T cells 6
Exons: 49
Coding region: 55-3777 (1240 amino acids)
Biological process (GO): regulation of T cell activation; regulation of leukocyte cell-cell adhesion
Cellular component (GO): membrane
Source: RefSeq, marked validated
UGCUACUUUUAUAUGGACAAGAGAGCUGACUUAGGAUCAACAGGCUCAGGUGUAAUGGGAACUAUAGGAGUACCUCUUACUGCACACUGUGUUGUUUUGUUUCUCCUCCAGAUGGUAGCACUGAGUACAGAACAAUUCACUGUGAAUGGCUUAGAGAGUCCAGUCUUGGUUCCAUUGGGUGGAAAUCUAGAACUCAGUUGUCAGUUGUCUCCACCACAACAAGCAAAGCACAUGGAAAUUCGCUGGUUCAAGAAUCGCUAUUCAGAGCCAGUAUACCUGUAUAGAAAUGGUAAAGACCUGAAUGAAGCAAUUGUCUACAAGUAUGUAGAGAGAACUGAACUCCUGAAAGAUGACAUCGGGAAAGGGAAAGUAACCCUCAGGAUCUUUAAAGUAACUAGUGUUGAUAGUGGGUCCUACCACUGCUUCUUCAAAGAUGACAAGUUCUAUGAAGAGCAUAUCAUAGAAGUCAAGGUCACAGCUACAAGCUCAGACAUACAGAUUCUUAUGCAUCCCCCAAACAGCACAGGUGUGAGGUUGGAGUGUCAUUCAGGAGGUUGGUUCCCACAGCCUCACAUGGAAUGGAGAGACAGCAAAGGAGAGUACAUUCCAGCUACAUCAAAAUCCCAUUCACAGGAUGAAAAUGAAUUUUUCAACAUGACAAUGGACCUUUUUAUUAAAUCCAACUCCUACUGGAGUGCUGCCUGCUACAUUCAAAACUUUGUAACUCACCAAGAAGAAAGCAUAAGCUUUGUCCUACCAGGGACAAAAGUGUUGCUGUUGAAAAAUAUUCAAUCAAUUUUUCAAAGUUCCAGUGUGGAUCUAGAGAAAAAAGAUAUGCUUUUGAAAAGUAUUAAAUCAAGAUUUCAAAGUUCCAGUGUGGAUCCAGAGAAAAAAGAGAGGCUGUUGAAAAUUAUUCAAUCAAGGAUUGAAAGUUCCAGUGUCGAUCAAGAGACAAAGGCGUUGCUGUUGGAAAGUAUUCAGUCGAGUAUUGAAAAUUCCACUGUGGAUCUAGAAACAAAAGUGUGGCUUUUGGAAAGCAUCAAAUCAAGUAUUCAAAAUUCCAGUGUGGAUCCAGAGACAAAAGAAUUGCUGUUGGAAAGAAUUAAGUCAAGUAUAGAAAAUUCCACUGUGGAUCUAGGGACAAAAGAGUGGCUGUUGGAAAGCAUCCAAUCAAGUAUUCAAAGUUCCAGUGUGGAUCUAGGGACAAAAAAGAUGCUGUUGAAAAUUAUUCAAUCAAGUAUUCAAAGUUUCAGUGUUUAUAUAGGAACAAAAGAGUGGCUGUUGGAAAGGGUUCAAUCAAGUAUUCAAAGUUCCAGUGUGGAUCUAGGGACGAAAGAGUUGCUGUUGGAAAUUAUUCAAUCAAGUAUUGAAGGUUACAGUGUGGAGCUAGGGAUUGAAGAGUUGCUGUCAAAAAUUAUUCUAUCAAGUAUCCAAAGUUCCAGGGUGGAUCUAGGGAUAAAAGAGUUGCUGGUGAAAAUUUGUCAAUCAAGUAUUCAAAGUACCAGUGUGAUUCUAGAGACUAAAGAAUGGCUGGUGAAAAUUUUUCAAUCAAAUAUUCAAAGUUCCAGUAUGGAUCUAGAGACAAAAGUGUGGCUGGUGAAAUUUUUUCAAUCAAGUAUUCAAAGUUCCAGUAUGGAUCUAGGGACAAUAAAAUGGCUGGUGAAAAAUGUUCAAUCAAAUAUUCAAAGUUCCAGAGUGGAUCUAGAGACAAAAAGGAUGCUGUUGGAAAUUAUUCAAUCAAGUAUUCAAAAUUCCAGUGUGCAUAGAGGGACCAAAAAAAUGCUGCUGAAAGUUAUUCAAUCAAGUAUUCAAAGUUUCAGUGUGGAUCUAGAGACAAAGGAGUGGCUGUUGAAAAUUAUUCAAUCAAGUAUUCAAAGUUCCAGUGUGGAUAUAGGGACCAAAUCCAUGCUGUUGAAAAAAAUAGGAUUGAUUUUGAGGAGUUCCAUUGUGAAUCCAGGGACAGAGUUGCUGUUUCAAAUAAUUCAAUCAGAUCUUCAAAGUUCCAGUGUGAAUACAGAGACAAGAGAGAUGCUGUUUGAAAUAACUCAACCAACUGUUCAAAGUUCCAGUGUGAAUUCAGUGACAGAAGAGUUGCUGGAAGAAAAUUAUCAACUGCUUCUUCAAAGUUCCAGUGUGAAUUUAGAAGCAGAAAAUAUACUGAAUGAUACAACUCAAAGGAUUCUUCAACUUUCCAGUGUGAAUCAAGGAAGAGAAAAGUUGCUCUUGGACAGAAUUCAGCAGAUUCUUCAAAGUUCAAGUGUGAAUCCAGAAACAAAAUGUUGGUUGUUGAAAAGAAUUCAGUUCAUUCUUGAAAAUCCCAGUGUGCAUCAAGAGAAAAAAGAUUUGCUCUUGGAAAGAAUUCACUUGAUUCUUCAAAGUUCCAGUGUGCAAAAAGAGACAAAAUCUUUGCUGUUGGGAAGUAUUCAGUCGAUCCUUCAUAGUUUCAGUGUGCAAAAAGAGACAAAAUAUUUGUUGUUGGAAAAAAUUCAGUUGAUUCUUCAAAAUUCCAGUGUACAUCAAGAAACCAAAGAUUUGUUGUUGAAAAUAAUUCAGUUGAUUCUUCAAUAUUCCAGUGUGCAUGAAGCUACAAGUAAAUUACUCUUGGAAAGAAUUCAGUUGAUUCUUCAAAGUUCCAGUGUGCAAAAAGAAACAAAAGAUUUGUUGUUGAAUAGAAUUUUCUCGAUCCUUCAAAAUUCCUGUGUGGAUCAAGGGGUAAAAUAUUUCCUGUUGAAUAUAAUUCAUCCGAUUCUUCAAAAAACCAGCGUGCAUCAAGAGACAAAAAGUAUGCUGUUGGACAGAAUUGAGUUGAUUCUUCAAAGUUCCAGUAUGCAACAAGAGACAAAAAAUCACCUGUUGGAUCAAAUUGAGCAGAUUCUUCAAGAUACAACAGUGCAUCAAGAGACAAAAGAUUUGCUGUUGAACAGAAUUGAGUUGAUUCUUCAAAAUUCCAGUGUGCAACAAGAGACUAAAGAAUUGCUGAUGGACAAAAUUGAUUCGAUUCUUCGAUAUACCUGGGUGCAUCAAGAGACAAAAGAUUUGCUGUUGAACAGAAUUGAGCUGAUUCUUCAAAGUUCCAGUGUGCAAGAAGAGACAAAAAAUUUCCUGUGUAAUAUAAUUGCGUCGAUUCUUCAAAGCACCAGCAUGCAUCAAGAGAAAAAGAAAUUGCUGUUGGGCAGAAUUGAGUUGAUUCUUCAAAGUUCCAGUGUGCAACAAGAGACAAAAAAGUUGCUGUUGAAAAUUGUUCAAUCAAGUUCUCCAAGUUCCUCUGUGCGUCUAGAGUCCUGCAAUAAGAGAAAUCCUUUUUGGAAAAAGCAUGCAUUGGACCUCGGAAUUUCAGUGUUCGCAAUUAUAGUAGUCACUCUCAUUAGGCAUUUAAAUCAAAGAGAGGCAGACCAACAUUUUGAACUGGAUACUUUGUGGUCAAAAGAUACUAGUGUGAUCCUGUGUGUGCUGAUCAUGUUUAACAACAGGCUCAAGGCAUUGAUUUACUUCAGACUGUAUGGAUAUUCACCUCCAGGUAAAACAUAUAAAUACAUAGUAAACUACAUAUUAAGAUUCUCUCAACCCCUGUUUUUCAUAGUCUACUCUGCAAUAAUCCUUGUUAUGCAUCUGCAAAUACAGAACACAGAUUCAUUAUUUUCCUUGUACAAUAGCUGGAUGGUAGAAAUGAUAAUGGUUCUAGGAUUACUACUCGCAAUUUUCAAUGUUAAAAACAUUGCAACUGCAUUAUUACACUUAGGCCGUACAACUCUACGACUAUUCCGGAUUAAAGACUAGCUCAGACCUGGCUUAUCAAAGCACUUAGGGUGGAGUCUUCCAACCUA